Messenger RNA from Melanaphis sacchari, 828 nucleotides. Its product is annotated as ATP synthase subunit gamma, mitochondrial-like. The record is from RefSeq and is a predicted model, not a curated record. Gene Ontology annotation, molecular function: proton-transporting ATP synthase activity, rotational mechanism. Gene Ontology annotation, biological process: proton motive force-driven ATP synthesis. NCBI's taxonomy places the organism in Eukaryota, Metazoa, Arthropoda, Insecta, Hemiptera, Aphididae. The coding region runs from base 10 to 828 and encodes 272 amino acids. The transcript has a single exon.
UCAAGUAAAAUGUCUCUGAGAACCAUUCAAAAAAGCAUACAGUCAUUUGGCAACAUCAAAAAAAUCACCUCGUCCAUGAAACUUGUGUCGGCUGCCAAACUGGCAAAGACCGAGCGUCUCCUGAAAGACGUACGUCCAUUUGGUCAUGGCACGCUAUCAUUUUAUAAGCAGUAUACACAUAUUAAUAUGCUGGAUCACAUUGAAAAUCAUCUCAUAUUUGCCAUUACGUCAGAUCGAGGUCUGUGUGGUGGUAUACAUACGGCUGUUGUGAACAAAGUUAAACAAGAACUAAACAGGCCUGAUCAGAAAUUUGCAAAAGUCGUGUGUAUAGGACAAAAAUCAGAAGAACUUUUAACUAAAUCGCAUAAAUCUAAUAUUUUAUUUACAGUUUCUAAGAUAGGAAAAGAUAAUCCCACAUUUCUAGAAGUUUCAAAAAUAUUCAAUGAAUGUAAUUACUCCGAAUUUAUUGCUUGUCAAAUAUUUUACAACCGGGUUGUUACUAAAGGCACAUCACAAGUUGAUUGGAUUUCCAUUUAUAACACAGAUUUCCUUCUUACGGUUGCUCAUAUUGCUAGCUUAGACGAAAUAGAUGAAGAAAGUAUGAGAAGUUACAUUGAAUUUUCUACUGUUUCGCUUUUGUUUUUUGCCAUGGUAGAAAACACCUUGUGUGAACAUUCUGCUCGUAUGAUAGCUAUGGAUUCUGCAUCUAAAAAUGUUAAAUCGCUGAAUGAAAAAUUAUCCUUGGAGUAUAACCGCAAAAGACAAUUUAAAAUUACAUCAGAUCUUAUUGAUAUUGUUUCUGGAAGUCAAGUUAUAACUGGAAAAUAG